Molecule: messenger RNA, 723 nt
Organism: Telopea speciosissima
Lineage: Eukaryota; Viridiplantae; Streptophyta; Magnoliopsida; Proteales; Proteaceae
Product: secreted RxLR effector protein 161-like
Exons: 1
Coding region: 1-723 (240 amino acids)
Source: RefSeq, a predicted model, not a curated record
AUGAGUACCUCAAUCACUCUCUCAAAAGAUGAGAGUAGAAUCCCUGUUGAUCCUACUCGUAAUCAGGUUAUGAUUGAAAGUUUGCUAUAUUUAACUGCAAGUAGGCUAGAUAUUAUGUUCAGUGUUUGUGCAUGUGCUAGAUUUCAAUCUAAUCCUAUGCCAUCACAUCUGAGUGCUGUUAAAAGAAUUUUUAAAUAUUUGAAAGGGACAAUUGAUAUAGGACUAUGGUAUCCAAUGCAUAAUAAUUUUGAAUUACUUAGCUUUUCUGAUGCUAAUUUUGCUGGAUGUCAUAUUGAUCGCAAGAGCACAAGUGGUACCUGUUACUUUCUUGGAUCUUGUCUGGUUUCUUGGUUCAGCAAGAAGCAAAACUAUGUAGCACUCUCAACUACCGAAGCUGAAUACAUUGCAGCUGGAAGGUGCUGUGCCCAAAUCCUUUGGAUGCGUCAGACUCUUCAAGAUUAUGGAAUCCAAUUCAAUCCUUCUAAAAUAUUCUGCGACAGCACAAACACCAUCAAUCUCAGUAAAAACCCAAUUCUUCACUCAAGAGCAAAGCAUAUAGAUGUUCGCCAUCACUUUCUUCGAGAUACUGUUCUAAAGGGAGAAGUGGUCCUCGAACAUAUUGAAACUGCAAAGCAAGUCGCUGACAUCUUUACCAAACCGCUGUCUGAAGAAUAUUUCUGCAAUCUUCUACGCGAAUUAGGUAUGUGCAACCCUUUUCUCUAA